This is a messenger RNA of Dicentrarchus labrax (European seabass), 1679 nucleotides long. RefSeq names its product eukaryotic translation initiation factor 2, subunit 1 alpha b (gene eif2s1b). The coding region runs from base 153 to 1100 and encodes 315 amino acids. The transcript has 8 exons. The record is from RefSeq and is a predicted model, not a curated record. Gene Ontology annotation, molecular function: RNA binding; translation initiation factor activity; ribosome binding. NCBI's taxonomy places the organism in Eukaryota, Metazoa, Chordata, Actinopteri, Moronidae. Gene Ontology annotation, cellular component: multi-eIF complex; eukaryotic translation initiation factor 2 complex; eukaryotic 48S preinitiation complex.
UCCGGGUCGAGAAAUUAGCACACCCGUGAAUGUGAGCUAGCGGGGCCUAAUUCUUCGUUAAAAAACCCCCCGAAAGGAAACACAAUUGGACAUUUAAACACUCCCAGCACAGAACAUUCAAGUGUAUCGUCCUGUAACCAUAUGACAGAGCGAUGCCGGGGCUCAGCUGCCGAUUUUACCAGCACCGGUUCCCAGAGGUGGAGGAUGUUGUGAUGGUGAACGUGAGGUCCAUCGCCGAGAUGGGUGCCUACGUCAGCCUUUUGGAGUACAACAACAUUGAGGGCAUGAUCCUCCUGAGCGAGCUGUCACGUCGACGUAUCCGCUCCAUCAACAAGCUCAUCCGCAUAGGCCGCAAUGAGUGCGUGGUCGUCAUCCGAGUAGACAAAGAGAAGGGAUACAUUGAUUUAUCAAAAAGAAGAGUUUCACCAGAGGAGGCCAUCAAGUGUGAAGAUAAAUUCACCAAAUCUAAAACUGUGUACAGCAUCCUGCGACACGUGGCAGAGGUGCUGGAGUACAGUAAGGACGAGCAGCUAGAGAGCUUGUACCAGCGCACCGCGUGGGUCUUCGAUGAGAAAUACAAGCGGCCAGGAUACGGAGCUUACGAUGUCUUCAAACAAGCUGUAUCAGAUCCCGCCAUUCUGGAUGGUCUAGACUUAACAGAGGAAGAGAGGGCUGUGCUGAUUGAUAACAUCAACAGGCGACUCACUCCACAGGCUGUCAAAAUCAGAGCAGACAUUGAAGUGGCAUGCUACGGGUAUGAAGGCAUUGAUGCCGUGAAGGAGGCUCUGAGGGCCGGGCUUGGCUGCUCCACAGAAGCUAUGCCCAUCAAGAUCAACCUGAUCGCUCCCCCUCGCUACGUGAUGACAACGACCACUCUGGAGCGCACAGAGGGCCUGUCUGUGCUCAACCAGGCCAUGGCUGCUAUCAAGGAGAAGAUUGAGGAGAAGAGAGGCGUCUUUAACAUCCAGAUGGAGCCAAAGGUGGUGACAGACACAGACGAGACGGAGCUCGCCCGGCAGCUGGAGAGGCUAGAGCGGGAGAACGCAGAGGUGGACGGAGACGACGACGCUGAGGAGAUGGAGGCCAAAGCAGAGGACUAGUGUCAGUUCUCGGAGGAAGGCCUGUUGAGGGAGGGGAGGGGGGCGGGGGGGAUAAACAUCAGAGGAGAAAUGUGGACAGACCUGGCCACAGUCACGCAGUCCGACAGAUGUCAACUUUCACACUGCAAACAUUAACUGGCGUUAAUAGUUCAUUGGCAAACAUCCCAGUUUGUUCAUUAGCAAGGUUUGUUUCAGAAGAUGGGAACACAAAAGGCCGUCUUCUUACCCAGACAUGGACACAAGUAAAGUUAAAUUACAAAUUAAACAUCAAUAUCUUUUCUGUUUUUAAGUACACCGAUUUGAAUAAAUAACUCUAAAAAAGCUGUUUACAAGCAGUGGCCUUCACUUACCUCUUGCUUUAAGAGCCCAGUGUCUUCAGUAUCUAUGGCGCUUCAUCGCUUGCUGGUCAUCACUGGAUGUGAUUGAUUAAAGGAGAAACGCAUAAGCUCGUCUGUCUCAACACCGGUCAGUGGUGACUUUAUGUGCUGUUUCUCUUCCAGUUAAAGGGUUUAUACUGGCAAGACCUGCUCUUGUUUAGCUCAUAUGGCACCAAUAAAGUUCUGGAAGUUUUGAUCUCAA